AUGGCGAAUCUUGAUCGACCUUCUACGGAUCAUUACGAGAAUCCGUAUUAUCUUCAUUCAUCGGAUCAUGCUGGUUUGGUGCUUGUUUCUGAUCGCUUGACUUCUGGAUCUGAGUUUCAUUCAUGGCGAAGAUCGGUGCGAAUGGCCUUGAACGUUCGUAACAAACUUGGCUUCAUCGACGGAACGAUUCCAAAGCCGUUGCCGACUGAUAGCAAUGCUGGAUCGUGGUCGAGUUGCAAUGACAUGGUUGCGACUUGGCUCAUCAAUUCGGUUUCCAAAAAGAUUGGACAGAGUCUUUUGUUCAUGUCAACAGCUGAGGCGAUUUGGAAGAAUCUUCUUUGCCGUUUCAAGCAGGAUGAUGCGCCACGGGUCUAUGAGAUAGAGCAACGUCUUAGCUCUAUUCAACAAGGUUCCAUGGAUGUAAGUACGUAUUACACUGAGCUUGUGACUUUAUGGGAGGAGUAUAAGAACUAUGUGGAGUUGCCGGUGUGUACUUGUGGACAUUGUGAGUGUAAUGCAGCUAUGCUUUGGGAAAGAUUACAGCAACGGAGUCGUGUUACGAAGUUUUUAAUGGGCUUGAAUGAGGUCUAUGAGCAAACAAGACGCCACAUCUUGAUGUUGAAACCUGUACCAACGAUUGAUGAGGUCUUUAACAUGAUUUCUCAAGAUGAAAGGCAGAAGAAUUUGAAGCCUGCUGUCAAGCCAGAGUCCGCUGUUUUCCAAGCUACUGCUACAUCUGAGAAUGUGGAGAAUGUUUUAUACAAUGGUCCACUGGAGAAUGCUGCUUAUGCUGCACAAUAUCGGCCUUACAACAAGAUUGUUUGUACUCAUUGUGGGCGCUCUGGCCAUACAUACCAGAAGUGUUACAAGUUGAAUGGCUAUCCUCCAGGCCAUAAGUUGCAUAAUCGAUCUGGCCAGAACAUGCCUUCUCAAGCUCGGGGUAUUUCUCAGGCUGGAACUCCUCGUUCUUCUGCGUCUUCUCAGAGUUCUCAGAACUAUUAUCAGAAGAAUGCUGUUGCUAAUGCUGUGUCUUGUCCGCCAUCAAAUGCUUUGGAUUUAAGCCAGUUUAGUUCUGAGCAAGUGUAG
Messenger RNA from Brassica napus (rape), 1086 nucleotides. RefSeq lists its product as uncharacterized. The coding region runs from base 1 to 1086 and encodes 361 amino acids. The transcript has a single exon. NCBI's taxonomy places the organism in Eukaryota, Viridiplantae, Streptophyta, Magnoliopsida, Brassicales, Brassicaceae. The record is from RefSeq and is a predicted model, not a curated record. Gene Ontology annotation, molecular function: zinc ion binding; nucleic acid binding.